GCUGAGAGGAAGGAAAGGAAGAAAGAGAAGUAGCUAGGUCAGAUGUGCCUCACUGUGCUGCCAGGGUGCAGGGGCUUGGCUGGAAGGAUCUAGUUUCUCUUCGGUGGCAGGAAAAGGAGCCACAGGAGAAGGCAGAGACGGACACCAGACAUGCCCGUCCCGUCAGGCUGCUGGCUCCUUUUCCUUUGCCUCGCUGCUGCUGGCAAACAGUUGUCACUAGAAAUAACUCCACCAUGUGAAAGCGAACAACACUAUGAAUACUCUGGACGGUGCUGCAAAAAGUGUGAACCAGGAAAGUAUAUGUCUGCUAGGUGCACUAGCACUUCUGAUACUGUGUGUCAGCCAUGUGGCCCAAAUGAGUAUAUGGAUGUCUGGAAUGAAGAGGAUAAAUGCUUACUACAUAAAAUAUGUGAUCAAGGGAAGGCUUUGAAAGAAGUGGCCCCAGGGAACAGCACGUCCCAGCGGCGGUGUGCUUGUACGGUGGGCUACCACUGGAGUGAGGACUGUGACUGCUGCCAGAGGAACACCAUAUGUGCUCCAGGAUUUGGAGUCAAGCACCCUGUGCAACAGGACAAGGACACGAUGUGUAUACCAUGUCCCAGAGGCUCCUUCUCAAAGGUCGCUUCAUCCACCAAUGAGUGUAAAUCCUGGACCAACUGCACAGCUCUCGGAAUGAAAGAAAUCUUGCCUGGGACAGACAAAUCGGAUGCAGUUUGUGUGGAACGGAAGGUGCCUGAGCCAUCAGAAGAUGGAACAAACAGGAUCUUAUACGUGUUGAUCCCCAUCUUGUUUUUUGUGGCACUAAUUGGCAUUGUCAUCUUCAUCAUAUACUACAAGAAUAAAGGGAAAAAGCUGACAGCAGAUCUACACAACUGGGCUAAUGAAGUGUGCAGCCAAAUAAAAAGAACUAAGGAGCCCCCCCGAGACGCAUUUGUUACCGUGAACAUCACGAAUGCUGCUGUCCCCCAGACCUCUGAAGGCAUGCAUCUCCUGGGCCCCACUGUCUCUCCUGCCCCUGGAAACUCAUGCUGCACCGGUGGUCAUGCUCCUUGCAGGAAUGGGAGCCCCAGCAGGGUGGGAGGGAGCCUCCAAGAGUUCUCUGAGGUAACUGAGACUGAUGAUGGCAGUUUUCCACCAGUUCCUACAGAAGAUGAAUACAUGGAUAAGGAUCUUGAUACAGCUCAUUAUUUGUCUUUGCUAAGUCAGAGGGCCAGUAAAACCAUGUCAUCGUUUUCAGAACCAAUGGAGGCAGGGGAGAAUGACAGCUUAAAUCAGUACUUUUCAGGGAUUGGGAGCACAGAGGAUGUGUCAGUCUCUCAAGGCUGUCACCUGUCCUCCAGUGUAGAUGGGGAACACACUGCAAUGGACAAACUUCUUCAGAAAUCUUGCCAACAUGCCCACACUUGCCUGAAAGAAAUGGGCAAGAAAGACACAGAUGGUUUUGCAACAAACUGUGACUCAGAGAAGAUCUGUGUGAGGUGUGGCAUUUCAUAUAGGGAAUCUCCCAGAAAGUGGAGCAAACCCUGUGGUGCUGUGGCUGACAACGCUUCCACCUCCCCAGAAACUGGAUCUUAUGCUCAGUGUACCUGGGGCUUGAAUUCUCUUUCUGCUGCUCAGAGCACUCUAGCAAGCGAUCACAGUAUGGAGGAUGCAUCUUCGGACAGUACCAACGUGAAGUACCAGAACACAAGCAGAAGCACUUCAGGAACAAACAGCACCACUUCAGACCUCCCUCCAGCAUCUGGAAAUGUGACUGGAAACAGUAACUCCACCUUUAUCUCAAGUGGACAAGUAAUGAAUUUUAAGGGCGACAUCAUUGUCGUUUACCUUAGCCAAAACUCCCAGGAGGGGGCAAUGGCCUCAGGGCCAAGUGAAGAAAACGUGGGCAGCCCUGUGCAGGAGGAAAACCUCAGCCGAUGUGAGACUUUUGCCGGCAACGCCCAGCACUACAAGGAGAAAUGUGCAGAGCUGCAAGGCACCUCCCUGGUGGCAGGGAGUGAGGGGCUGCGGCGGCCUGCUGGACUCCUGGCCCAGGAGCGGGGCCCAUCCUGCUGCAGCCAGGCCUCCCAGCCCGUGCAGGAGGAGGGGAAGCUGGGACACUACUCAGAGAAAGUGUUGAACUGAGGCGAGCCAAUGCUCUUGCUGUGGGCCAAGGCACUGACCAACAGCCUGCGAGGGGGCGUGAGGCUGCUCCCCUGGGGCUGCCACAAUCCUGGGUAUCACUACAGAUUCAGAGACUACUACUGCCCAUGGUGUCUCCUGGGAAACUUUACAGCUGGAAGGGACCCUUGUGGCUCACGUGGUGGUGGUGGUGCUCUUAUUGAGAAGGUCACCAGUGGGAACAGGUGCACAUAUGAAGCUGGGCACACUGCCCCCAGUGCAGAAGCAGCAGCAGGGCUGGCUUCUCUCCCAACUGGGGCAGCACUCUCACUGCCCACCACCCCCUACUGCCUUGCAUCUCUUUCCAGCAAGCAGUGAAGAAGAG
This is a messenger RNA of Dryobates pubescens (Downy woodpecker), 2485 nucleotides long. It is a transcript of the gene TNFRSF11A, whose product is annotated as TNF receptor superfamily member 11a. The transcript has 10 exons. Lineage: Eukaryota; Metazoa; Chordata; Aves; Piciformes; Picidae. The record is from RefSeq and is a predicted model, not a curated record. Gene Ontology annotation, molecular function: tumor necrosis factor receptor activity; cytokine binding. Gene Ontology annotation, biological process: ossification; multinuclear osteoclast differentiation; positive regulation of bone resorption. The coding region runs from base 151 to 2124 and encodes 657 amino acids. Gene Ontology annotation, cellular component: external side of plasma membrane.